Messenger RNA from Staurois parvus, 450 nucleotides. The record is from the annotation of a GenBank genome assembly. Lineage: Eukaryota; Metazoa; Chordata; Amphibia; Anura; Ranidae.
CCUGUACUGUCCGCAGUCUCUGGUCAUCUCCUGUACUUGUCCGCAGUCUCUGGUCAUCCCCUGUACUGUCCGCAGUCUCUGGUCAUCCCCUGUACUGUCCGCAGUCUCUGGUCAUCCCCUGUACUGUCCGCAGUCUCUGGUCAUCCCCUGUACUGUCCGCAGUCUCUGGUCAUCUCCUGUACUGUCCGCAGUCUCUGGUCAUCCCCUGUACUGUCCGCAGUCUCUGGUCAUCCCCUGUACUGUCCGCAGUCUCUGGUCAUGCCCUGUACUGUCCUCAGUCUCUGGUCAUGCCCUGUACUGUGUCCGCAGUCUCUGGUCCAUCUCCUGUACUGUGUCCGCAGUCUCUGGUCAUCUCCUGUACUGUGUCCACAGUCUCUGGUCAUCUCCUGUACUGUGUCCGCAGUCUCUGGUCAUCUCCUGUUGUAUGUCCACAGUCUCUGGUCCAUCUCC